AUGUCUGACGGCGCGGAUAAGACGGACGAGCUCUACCCAAUAGCCGUGCUAAUUGAUGAAUUAAAGCAUGACGAUGUUCUCUUACGAUUAAAUGCUAUACACCGUCUGUCAACGAUUGCACUCGCGCUGGGAGCUGAGCGGACCAGAGAUGAAUUGAUUCCCUUCUUAGAUGAAUCCGUGGAAGACGAAGAUGAGGUCCUUACUGCUCUCAGCGAAGAGCUUGGUAACUUUGUUGAGUAUGUUGGGGGUCCCGAAUAUGGCCAUGUUCUUUUGUCUCCGCUCGAGAAUCUGGCUGCUAUCGAGGAACUCUUGGUGCGAGAGAAGGCAGUGGAAUCUUUGAACAAAAUCUGCGAAGAGCUCUCUCCACAACAAGUCGAAGAAUACUUCAUUCCCCUCACGAUCCGACUCUCGAAGGCAGACUGGUUCACAUCGAAAGUUUCAGCGACAGGUCUCUACAAUGUCCCAUAUAAGAAAGCUUCACCCCCUAUGCAAGAACAACUCCGACAACAAUUUGGACUUCUUGUUCAUGACGAAACGCCGAUGGUCCGGAGACAGGCCGCAAAUAAUCUAGCCAAGUUCGUAAAGGAGAUGCCUGCUACAAUCGUCGUCGAGGAAAUGAUACCCCUUUUCCAACAUCUUGCCGGCGAUGACCAGGAUAGUGUGCGGUUACUGACAGUAGAGAUAUUGAUCGCCAUUGCCGAAGUUGUGCCAAAAGAGCAACAGUCGAGUCAUGGUGUCCUUCUUACGGCAUUGAGAAGUCUGAUUGAAGACAAGAGCUGGCGUGUCAGAUACAUGGUUGCCGACAGGUUUGAGAAGAUCGCUAAGGCAGUAGAUGAUGAAGUUGUAACAAGAGAUCUUGUUCCGGCUUUCGUGAAACUUCUCAAAGACAGCGAGGCGGAGGUCCGGACAGCUAUUGCGGGUCAAAUUCCAGGCUUCUGCAAACUCGUCGAUAGGACGACCCUCCUUAACGAUAUCAUGACUACAGUAGAGGACUUGGUCUCUGACACCUCUCAACAUGUUCGAGCUGCUCUCGGUACUCAGAUCAGCGGAUUAGCCCCUAUUCUUGGCAAGCAAGAGACCAUUGACCACCUUCUUCCCAUGUUCCUCCAAAUGCUCAAGGAUGAAUUUCCCGACGUUCGGCUUCAUAUCAUUUCAAAGCUGGAGCUAGUAAACCAAGUCAUUGGUAUCGACCUUCUCUCGCAAUCCCUUCUUCCUGCCAUUGUUCAACUUGCAGAAGACAAGCAAUGGCGUGUUCGAUUAGCCAUAAUCGAAUACAUCCCUCUCUUGGCAAGCCAACUAGGCGUCAAGUUCUUCGACGAAAAACUAUCUGCACUCUGCAUGGGGUGGUUGGGAGACACGGUUUUCUCCAUUCGUGAAGCGGCAACACAUAACCUCAAGAAGCUUACAGAAGUCUUCGGGGUCGAAUGGGCCAACGAGGCUAUUAUUCCAAAGGUCAUGGCGAUGGGAGCGCAUCCGAAUUACCUUUACCGAAUGACCACUUGCUUUGCGAUCACUACCCUUGCACCAGUCGUCAGUUUGGAUGUUGUUUCAAAGUCAAUUCUUCCCAUGAUGGACAAGCUUGUUGCUGAUGAUAUCCCGAAUAUCCGAUUCAACGUCGCCAAAUCAUAUUCUGAGCUCAUCACGGUCCUGAAACGCCUUCCAGAUGAAGGCACCAUCUACUCACUUGAGAAGUCCGGAAGCUCCGCACCACCCUCAGCGAGAGGUCAAGUUCUCAUUCAAGAGAGGAUUCUGCCAAACUUGGAGAAGCUGCAGAAGGAUGAUGAUGUUGACGUUCGGUUCUUUGCUACUACAGCAGCUUCUUCGAUCUCAGGCGAACCGAUGAAUACAUCACCAUAG
Hyaloscypha bicolor E is the source of this 1857-nucleotide messenger RNA. Its product is annotated as ARM repeat-containing protein. Gene Ontology annotation, cellular component: cytoplasm; protein phosphatase type 2A complex. NCBI's taxonomy places the organism in Eukaryota, Fungi, Ascomycota, Leotiomycetes, Helotiales, Hyaloscyphaceae. The transcript has 8 exons. Gene Ontology annotation, molecular function: protein phosphatase regulator activity. Gene Ontology annotation, biological process: protein dephosphorylation. The coding region runs from base 1 to 1857 and encodes 618 amino acids. The record is from RefSeq and is a predicted model, not a curated record.